GCUGGUUUAAAAGCAAGACCUGGCCGCUGCAGCAGCUCAGUCUAGUACUAUAUCCUUCGUGGCCACGACACGCGACCCAUGUGACGUAAAAACACUUUAAAUCCCAAGUGCCAAGUGCCGAGUGAACAAACAAAAAAAAAAACACCAUCUUCGCCGACUGCCUCUGCGACAUAGUGUGAAUAAAACUAAAUCAAAAGACCAGUGCAACAGUGCAUCAGUUCUCGGUAAAGCAAAAAAUAAACCUUAAAGCAAAUAUCAACAGACCGAAUAAAAAUAAGCAUAAACAAAAACCAAAAACCCAGAAACGAAAACGAAGCUGAGAAAAAACACCAAAACGAAAUUUAAACGCCUGAAUAUUAAUCAAAGAGAGCGAGCUGAAAACGUGAACCGGAUCCAGUCCUAGACAACUUAUCACAGAGGAUUUACACAGACAGGCACACAGACAGACACUGAGGGGCAGCAGGACACGAAUGCGAGUACAGAGCAAAAGGCAGCGCUAAUCAACGGCCAAAGCAGACGACAUCCUUGCCGGCUGGGCACGCCCACAAAGCAAGGAGCCACAGCUUCACGAAAACAGGAGCAGGAGCCGCCUCAUUUGGCCACUGCGGAUUAUGUUAACCCUCUAAGACAUUUUAAGCACGCGACGACAGCCACUGCGACGGGGGAGUGGUUCUCCCAUUGUAAUGUGACAACAGUUGGGCCAAAACAUAAAAAUACAAGACAAAAAAGUAGGAAAAAAAAAACAGUCAACAACAGGAGUGGAAGGAAUGCUUGCUUUUUAAUUGACAUUUGCUCGAGUUGAGUUGCGUUUUGUUCAACAGCAAUUAGCCGGCCAAUGAAAGCGGAACUCGCUGGGAAAAAAUAUUCAAAUCCAAACACAAAAGCGCACAAUUAAAAUUGUAAAACAAUUCCAAAACGCUAGCUACGCUCCCAAAUAGAAUGAUCAAGUUGAUUUAAUUAAAAAUUCUGCGACUCGGCCCCGUGGGGUAUGCAAUGAAAUUUUAACAAGCUCGAGCAAUGGCCGCCGGUCGACCGGAAACGCAGCCAUUGCCCUCGGACGACAUCCGCCGCUGACACUUGUCACAUGUUUGGCCAAAAAGGCGAGAUGCGCACGUGACGUCCCAGAAAACAGUCAAUGAACGAGCGGAUGAAACGAGGAAAUGAAUGAGUCAGAGUCCUUCCAACAGCAACAGCAGCGAAUGGCCAUAUUCAAAAUUGAACGUUAAACGUUCGCACGUACCGAGCAUAAAUUCCAAGUGAAAUAAAAGGCAUUCUCGAGCGAGAAGCAGAAAACCCUACCUCCCAAUUUAUACAAAAAAGGAACACAAGGAAAAACCAAAAAGCGAAAAAUAAUAGUAGACGGGAAAAACUGGGGCAAAAAUGGUGAAAAUCGUGAAUAACCAACACUGUGAUCUAGGCCUGGCCCUGCUUUUGGCCUGGACAUUGCUAACGGGUACGGGGGUGUUAGCUGACAGCACCACCGCAGUCCGAGCGGCUGCCGAACGUGAGGAACAGCAAUUAUCCCUGCAGGAUGUGGGUCUCAGCUACCAGAGUAUCCACCGAAUGCUCAGGGACGAAAACGAACCGGCAAGCUUUCGGGGGGAACUGCGUUACCAGCAAAAGCGCCACAAAAGGGAGCUGGAGUUAAAUGCCCCGGCCAACAAGCUGAACCUCACUCACCGGGAUCUGAGGACCUUCAACAGCAGUGAUGGUCAGUGGAAGGGCGAUUUGCAGGUGAUCACAGCCAUGGAUCUCAGCAGCAAUCGGCUGAGCAGCCUGAGUUUGGACAACUUUAAGCAAUUACAACAACUGGAUUUGAGCAACAAUUCCCUGAAGGAAAUCCCCCUCAGCUUGAUGGACAACAGUAACAGUCUGCCUUUGGUGACACUCGACUUAUCCUGCAAUAAGUUCAGGCAGCUUUCUUCUAGUUUCUUCUCCGAGCGCCUGCCGCAGCUCAAGAACCUAAAUCUGGCCCACAAUCAGCUCAUAAAUAUAUCCAGAGAAUCCUUCUACAACUUGCUGGAGUUGCAGACUUUAAUUUUGAACCACAACAAUAUUUCGGAGAUCGACUACGAGACUUUCCUGGCUCUGCCCAAUCUGCAGCAUUUGGAUUUAUCGCACAAUUAUCUGAGUGGCUCUGCGAUACGAGCUCUGCAGGGAAUCCCUGAUCUGGUCAGCCUUUCGAUUGCCUACAAUCCGGAGGUAGGUGGGGCAAUGCAGGAGUUUGUCGCCUCCUGGAGUCUCAAGGAGCUGGACGCUAGCGGCACAGGACUCUGCCAGGUGCCAGCAGCACUUGCCCAAUCAGUGAGGACCCUCAAACUAUCUGACAACUGGCUGCGGGCCAUCAACUGCGGGGACAUGGACAGCUAUCCUCUGUUGCAGUACCUGGACCUUUCCCACUCUCGCAUUGCCCACGUGGAAGACGACGCCCUAGGUCGGUUGGAGCUCCUGGAGUCCUUGUUUUUGGAUCACAACCUCUUGAUGCGAGUGCCCAGCAGCUUGCCCCCCUCGCUAGAGCAUCUCUUCCUGCAGCACAACCAAAUAAUGGAGCUUCCGCCCCAGGCCUUCGUGGGUCUGGUGAACCUGCAGACCCUGGACCUCUCCGGCAAUCGUUUGAUUUUCCUGCCCGCCCUCGCGCUACCCAAGCUGCUCACCCUGAACCUCCAGUCCUCGGGAGUGGAGAGUGUGAGUCAAUCGAUAGUUCACACACUGCCCCAGUUGCGAGACCUGCUCCUGGAGGACAAUCCCAUCCGAUGCAGCGACUUGCUCGGCAUCGCCGAAUGGGCAAGUCCUUGCCGGUCGGUGCAAAUGGAAGUGGGUCAGUCGAGUCCUGUGCGCAGCGGAGGACUGGAUCUGAAAUCUGAGUAUUUGCAGUUCCAUGACUUUUAUGAGAACUUCCCUGGCAGUGGCAGAAAGUGUGAGGAAAUAAGGUCUGCGAAUGACACAAAGCCACCCAGCUGCACCCUAACAAGUGUCACUGCGACUUCCACGCCAAAAGCUCUGCCAAAAGCGAAAAAGUCAAAGGCAAAAAGUGCAGAAGCAACCACUGAAGCAGUUAUUGCUUCAAAAAACGACAAAGUUGAAGCCAUAACAACAUCAGCAGAAACAUCUACUGAAACAGCAGCAACAGCAACCCAAUCAGCUGGCAACACCGCCACCGUCCAGUCAACCGCAAAAACUUUGCGGCCAACAGCAACAACUUCGUUAGACCAAUUGCAGAGGCAAGAGCCAAAACAAACCACAGCAACAACAAGAACACAACCGAAGAGCCAGCUAAAUUUGGUUGGGGAAAAAUCAACAUCAACGGUUCCCAUUUUGGCAGCAGUAGCAACAGCAGCACCAACAACAGAAACACAUGAAACCCCAACAACAGCAAUAAAUUCCAGCCAAACCGAACAACUUACAAUGCCAACGAACAUUAGCGAUGGGGCAAAAACAACAACAGCGCCAGCAACAACAGCAACUGCAAUUAAAGUGCCACAAAAAAUUUCUCAGGUCGGCAAAAAAUCUGACAAAAUGCCAGACGAAAAGGCACAGGAGACUUUAUUAAAAUACCCAACAGAAAAGGCAACAGCAACGGCAACACCACCGCACAAACAUACAACAUUGCAGCUGCAUGUAAAGGAUCGCCAUCUAAUUGGCACACCGUUGCUGAUGCACAAGGGCGAUGUCCUUUUGGUGGACGCUGAGCAGUUGUUGCUGCCAGGAACGGCCACGGUGGCGGAUGCCGAGACGGAAGCGGAUUUCCUGGACAAGAGCCAAAAGAAGGAAAAGCUACUGUUAGCGACUGAUAAGCGGCAGCCGGAAGCUAUAACUGGCGACACAAAGUCGCCGAGCAAAAGCCACAAAAAGAAGCCAUCGCUGAGUAUCAAGAAAAUGACCUACAGCACCAAGCAUGCAGUUAAAACCUUAGCCACGACAGCAGCAGGUCCUGCGGCAACAUCCAGCCUGCCGCACGAGCAGCAACCGCAUCAGCACAGCAGUGUGAAUACGCCUAGAGAUUCGGCAUCACAGGAAGAGUUCAGUACGUUUGCUCAGCUUAAAGCCUAUGUAGAACUGAAAACCGAGUCCAAGCCCGAACACCUGAUGGAUCAGCGUCAAGAAACUCUGCACAACAUGUCCGGUAGUCAUCCUGGGGUCAUGUUGCUGGUCGCCUGCAUCCUGGUAAUAGUUCUGCUGGCCGGAUUGGCUCACGUGUAUCGUUGCGAGUUGCCGUGGCAGCGGGGCAACCGGUCCGGACAAUUACGUCCGCAUCAUCAGAGGCAUCAGUUAACCGAGAGUGAUGAUGUGCACAGCUUCCUGCACUAUCAGGGAUCCGUCAACUCUAAUUCGACGGAUCCGGCCCGCCUGCAAAAGUGGCAUCACAGCACUCGAAGAGAGGCGCCCUACAGCUCGCCGUUGCACAAUCUGCAGGCCCGCGAACUGCAGCAACAGCAGAGGUGCCACCAAUUCUACAGCGCGUCGCUAGCAGGAAGCAAUGCCUCCACCAACGCCUCCACAUCCUCUUCCUCGUCCGGAAGUAGCAGUCGAACAAGCCUGCACUCCCCUAGCCGCGAGGAUAGCUACUACAUUGAGAUGGCGCCCAGCAGUCCGCCACCAGGAGUCGUUUCCAGCCUGCCCAUGGAGCUUUUGGGCGGCAGGGGCGGAGUCUCCGGUUGCCGGGCAGACCGGAUGGCUGCCACCGAUCUGGGUGGCACCACCGGCGGAGUACCUUCUGGACCUUCAUCCACUGCAGCUAUUAAGUCGGUGAGCAGCAGGCUGAUGGCUCCCAGUUCCCGAAAACUGGGCAUCUGGUGACAAACCGUCUUUGGUCAGCGACAAUAUGCGCCCUUCCAGUAGAGAACAAAAUUAGGAUAACAUAGAGUAGGGCCCGCUCUAAUACCGACAACUGCCAACUAAGUAAAAAGUAUAGUUUCUACAUUGUUUUCAAUUAUUUUUAUUUUACGGUAAAGAUACAAAUAUUUAGCUUCCACUCUCAGAAAUAAAAUAAUAUUAACUAUCAACGCCUUUCUCAAAAAGCCAAAGAACGACAAUCAAAAAUUGGAAAUGGGCUAAGAAACAACAAACUAACUUUUUUCGAAUGAAACUUUUCAAAAACUUCAACAGCAAUCCAACUGAGAACUUGGCGAAAUAUAUUCCCGUAUCUUAUGUAUUUCAGUAAGUCAGGCCGAGCAUUACAUAUAUUAUUUGGAGUUGGCUCCUGGCUUGAUUUAUGAUGCCACGCCGCCCACACGUUGCAAGCCUCUUAGCGUCUCGGUUGGCAGCAACAAUUUGUCAUAAAUGGCUUUUAGAUAUACGAGUGUAUAGAGGGAAGGGCAGACAAGCAGCCAAAUGCCAAAUAGCCAACGCCGGCAAAGUUUUACGAGCAAACCAGGCCAGGCCAGGAGCCAGGGCCAGUGUCCAUCUUGUGGUCGUAUUUGGGUCAGUUUACUGGCGGGCAGUGCCCGUUAACUUUAUAUAAGUGCCUGUCCGGUUGGCAAGAUUAAGUGUUUCGAUAGUCAUGCAUAUAAAAAUGAAAUAUCGAUCAAGUAUUAAAUAACAAUUUAGUUUAUGACAGGCUCAAUUCAGUAAUCAGAAAGAAGUUGGCUAGCUGAUGAUGCUGACUAAGGCGGAUGAGUGUCUACGAUUGGUUCUCCAGUCUCAAUAUAAAUUCAAUAUCUUUAUCCUUUGGUGUCCUGCCGUCCACUUGCUGUUAAUUCGAUGCUUGACUGCAUCUGAACCCAGUUCUGUCAGCUGCUUGAGAUUCCCCGAGUUAAAAUUGCAAUCUAAUUAAAGUUUCGCCCCUGUGCUUUUGUGAAAUUCCACCCAAAACUCUCACCCUCCGGCAUCUGCACAGCAUACUUUAAAGGAGGGGAAGCAGCCACCCUCAUCCCGAAUAAGCCCGCACUUAACCUCGUUUUACAAAUUGACCGACACAACAUAUGGUGUAAAUCCAACCAAUCGGCCAGACAUCUAAUCUGCCACGCCAAAAGUGAAAUGUUGUAAAACUAUUUGGGAUGGCCCGACCCACACACAACACAGAUACAAGUAUCUAAAGGCAUCAAAAUAAUGUGGCAGCAAAUCAAAUUACAGGACACGCGGCUGGCUCUAUUUUUAGGGGGGUGAAAAUGGGGCAGGAAUCGGACAAAGGACGACGUCUUGAGCGACCAGAGAACACAACAAUUACAUUAAGACGCGAUAAAAAGUUGUGCAACAAUCUUCCGACCCCGACCGCUUAACGAAACUAAACCGAACUGAAGAUGCCACUGCCACUACCACCACCGACACCACCAACACCACCACCCCCGUUGGAACCACAGUCAUUGCACAGCUUUUUCAACUUUUUGUGGCUUUGUAAUUGGAAUACAAGACGAGGGCGCGUGCACACGAGCAGCGACAGCAACAGGAAACAGAGAAAGCUAGCUUUCGGAAAGGGUGCACUUGGAAAAAUACUUUAGGAACACAACUUUCUAGAUUUGUUUCAUAUUAUAUAUUGUUUCAUAUGCUUCAAGUCCGUAACACAUUUCUCCCAGUGCAGAUAGAUACAAGCCUGUAUAAGAGGCGUUCAUGCGGAGUGCGCUUAAGCAAUUCAGAAGGAUUUAUUUUCAGCCACAAAAGCGAAAUGCCCCACAAAACGCUCCGAACAACAAUUAAAGUAAUGCUGACCAACCGUCUAGGCCCGAUUGGGUGGGAUUAGAUGCUGGGGGCUGGCAGGGAGUCCCUGGAUUCAAUGGCCUCUCUCCUCUCCACUCGAGUGGAGUCUGAUGCCAAAACGCACAAAAUCUUAAUUAAGGAACUUCCAAGUGGGCAAGUGUCGGCAGCAGGGACAGCCCGGCGAAGGACGAAGGGGAAACGUUUUUUGAGAGUUUCAGGGCAAUGGGCAUCCUUUAUACUUUUUAUUUUGGUUUGCCAGCACAGCACAAAAUUCGCCUACAAAAGAAACCGGACCUAAAAGUCCGGUCCGGUUUAGUCCUGGAGCAUUGUCAAAUUUAAUGAAGGUUUCCAAGGACUUUUUGCUUAUGACACUGACCAGCUGGCCAAGAUUUAGGAAGUUUCCCAGAAAAGGAAAGGCAACUCAAAUGAGUUAAUUCGAUAUUUGACACUUUCCGAGCGCAUUCCGCACAAUCUCGAUGGUAUGUGAUGGGAUGGAUACGAGGACCCAGACUCUGGGACUUUGGUCUUUGGACUUUUGUCUCCCAGCGCAGUUAAUAAAGUUGGUCCUGGCCAGGACGUAAUUAUUUGCCUGCUAAAUGGAUUUUGGACGACAUUUCGGGACCGUAAAUGGGGGCGAUUUAGAAAAUUAUGUGAAAAUAAGUUGCCAUUGUUUGGCCAUUGGCCGUUGGCAGUUGGCAGUUGGCGGUUGGCGGUUGUUUUGGGCCGUAAAUAACGGCUCAUAAUUGGGCGGACUCUAGGAAUUACCGGCUCUGGGAAGGAGUAGGAGAGGAUAGAAAACAGAACUCGAAAUAGGCAACUCGGCCGUAUGGAUAGCAAACAAUAAUUAAACUUAAUUGCUCUGUAUAUUGAAUCGUAAAAACUGUAAAUUAUAGUUAAUAGCAAUUACUUGUAGCGAUGUUUACUUAAACUCAAAUUUCAAUUUCCAUAGAAAUCGUAUAUAUUUAAAAUUUACCAACCAAAAAACGUAAGAAAACAAAAAACAAAAUACCUAAAGUAAAAUAGAACGACGCGGAUGCCGGACAACGCAAUUCGAGUAACGUUAAUAUUUGCAUUUAAUUUGUCGAAAAUCAAAGUAAAAUGCGAUAAAAACCCACAAUAACAACAAAAACUAAUUGCCAAAUAUUUGACGUACAGUUUGUAGCGUUAGCCUAAAGUCUAUAUAUAUAAAUACAUAUACGUUUACCGAUAUAUACAGAACAAAAAUGACAAAAGCGAGACACAUUGUGGCACAAAGCCGAGCAAAUAAUUAUUAAACAAAUACUUCUAUUUACAAAAACGCAGCAAAUAUUUAGUUAAGCCAAAAUGCCGGCAACAUUCAGUAUUUUAAUUAAACAACGGGCGACUAUUUCAGCAAAAACUGAAUUCCCCGAAAGUAAAAAAAGACAUCCCAUAAGUAAAAUUAAACAAUAGGUACAACAUAAUUUUCCAUGUGUAUUUGUAAAUAGAAAACCAAAACUGAUUGUGAAAAUAUAGGAAAUAAAAAUACAUAUAAAAAUAUCGCUGAGCACAAGCCAGCAAGCAAACAAACAAUAUUUGUGUGGUAGCUGUUCAAAAUGAAAUAUUUGCCAGAGAGGCAGUUCGAUAUACACAUAUUAAUGUUAGGAUUAGUUCUGCCAAAUGGGUUGAUGAAGGAAACUAAGGUAUAUAUUUGAAAAUUAAAGUAAAGUAGAGGUAAGAGGAAUGUAUUAUUGGUAUAGAAAUUAUGGAUAGCAAUUAAAGUGUAAAGACAAAAGAGUAAACAUUUUAUGAAAUCUUCUCGAAAACAAACACAAUUUUAAUGCAAACCAAAUAUUGAGCAAAAUGUGAAAAUAAUAAAAUUGAAAACUUUAAUUUGAAAGGUAAAUGCACUGUUCAUUUUUGCACUUUUAAAGCGGAUUAAGGUAAGGUUAUGUUUAUUUAAAAUAAAAUAUUAAACUGAAGUAAGUAAAACGGCGUUUGAUAAAUUUUAUUAAUAAUAUUAUAAAAUAUAUUGAUUUCACUUUUAUAUCCCACCAA
Drosophila ananassae is the source of this 8649-nucleotide messenger RNA. RefSeq lists its product as uncharacterized. The coding region runs from base 1381 to 4797 and encodes 1138 amino acids. The transcript has 4 exons. Gene Ontology annotation, molecular function: protein binding. Lineage: Eukaryota; Metazoa; Arthropoda; Insecta; Diptera; Drosophilidae. The record is from RefSeq and is a predicted model, not a curated record.